Molecule: messenger RNA, 369 nt
Organism: Penicillium soppii
Lineage: Eukaryota; Fungi; Ascomycota; Eurotiomycetes; Eurotiales; Aspergillaceae
Exons: 3
Coding region: 1-369 (122 amino acids)
Source: RefSeq, a predicted model, not a curated record
AUGAACUACACACGCAUGUUGGACAAAACAUCAACCAACAAAAAUCUAGAACUUAGUCUCCUACUCAGUUUCCUGGGAUGGGCUCGCAACGACGCAUUUGCAAGGGUGGCAGAUGUAUGUGCUCUCUGGGGCGCAAUCGUUGAUGCCAACACUCACUUGAUGAAACUUGAUGCUCUGCUCGACCAGAAGAAUAUCCAGCAUGAGCGCUUCCCCAUAGGAGAAAUGAUCGAUCUGGAAUUGGAGGGAGCUAGGCAGCUGAUGACCCAUCUGCCUGGAGGCAUGCAUUUACUCACUCUUCGAGGCGAUGGUGAAUUUAUCCUUGCUAUCAGGCGGCUGAAUUUCCUGCGAGAGUACAAUCUCCCGAAAUAG